AUGGGCAUGCAGCUUCUGCGGGGACUGCGGCUCUGGGGGCUCGGCGCCUCCGCAGGCCUGGUCGCCGCGGCCCGAGCCCCCGCCGCCCGCCCCGGCCACCGCCCCCCGCCCCGCCUCCGCGCCCCGCCCGCCGACCCCCGGCCCCGCCCCGGCCUCCGCCUCCGCACCCCCCUCCCGGCUAGCCGCAGGUCGCAGCGCCAGGCUGCCGCCGCCUGCAGAGACUCGCCGCCGGCCCACGCCAGCACUAUGGAGCGCACCGGAGCCGGAGGAAUAAAUUCCAAUGAGUGUGAAAAUGUGUCAAGAAAAAGGGAAAUGUCAGAAGAAUUUGAAGCCAACACAGUGGAUUCUCUAGUAGAUUUGCCAUUUGCUACUAUCGAUAUUAUAGAUGAUUGUGGAAUCACUGAUGUACCUCACAUAAAUUUGGAGAGAAGUAAAGAAACUGAAUGGAACAAUAAAGAUAAAAUAAAGAAGAGGAAAAAAAAGCAAAAAGAUGAUCAACCCAACUAUUUCCUAUCCAUUCCGAUCACCAACAAAGAGAUUACAAAAGGAAUUAAGAUCCUGCAAAAUGCAAUAAUACAACAAGAUCAGCGACUGGCCAAAACAAUGAACAGUGAUGGUUCCUUUCAUAUUACCCUGCUAGUGAUGCAGUUAUUAAAUGAAGAUGAAAUAAACAUUGGUAUUGAUGCUCUUUUGGAAUUAAAACCAUUUGUGGAAGAAAUCCUCCAAGGAAAAACUUUGACUUUGCCCUUUGAAGGGGUUGACACUUUUGGAAAUCAGGUUGGAUUUGUGAAGCUGGCAGAAGGAGAUCACAUAAACCCACUUUUGGAGAUAGCAGAUGCUGCAAAAAGGACAUUUCAAGAAAAAGGUAUCUUGGCAGGAGAAAGCAGAACUUUUAAGCCUCAUUUGACCUUCAUGAAAUUGUCCAAAGCACCACGGCUCCGGAAGAAGGGAGUGAAAAAAAUAGACCCCAAAUUCUAUGAAAAAUUUAUCAGUCACAGAUUUGGAGAAGAAAUGGUACAUCGCAUAGAUCUUUGCUCCAUGCUGAAGAAAAAGCAAAGUAAUGGUUAUUAUCACUGUGAGUCUUCAAUUGUGAUUGGUGAGUUGGGAAGCCCAUCCUCUGUAGCCCUGCAGAGAUACAGAAAGGAAGUACCCAGCUGGCCAAGUGGUGAUAAGAAUGGAGGUGAGCCCGAUGAUGCUGAACUGGUAAGGCUCAGUAAGAGGCUCGUGGAGAAUGCGGUGCUCAAGGCUGUCCAGCAGUAUCUGGAAGAAACACAGAACAAAAACAAGCCAGGGGAUGGGAGCUCUGUGAAAACUGAAGAGGCUGAUAGGAAUGGCACUGACAGUGACAACAACAGGAAAUGAGACCCGAAGGCAGGCAGGCCCCCGCCGCUCCGUGAGAAGCAUCCCUGCUCCCCUCUGCCGAGUCAAUGGACUAAUUUGCAUUGUGCUAUUUAAGUGUCUCUUGUCCAUUCUGUGGAGAUUGCCUAAUACUUUCAUGAUCGAUGUGUUUGCAUUCCUGAAACACAACAGAAGAGAAAUGGAGUGCUGGGACUAUCAGAGGAAAUUAAUUUAUGAAGGAAGAAUGGCCCAGGUUUUACUUGCCCUCAGCCGAGGCUGUGGGAGAGAGGAUUUUGCGUGAUGCCCCGUGGACUCAAAGGCCAUGGAAGGGGCCUUGCCGUAAAUGGAAUACUGCCAUUUAUAUUGCUUAGCAGGGCAUUUGACUACUUUAUCUGAGGCCAAAACACACACAGAGCUAACAAGUGCUACGAUUAAAAUGAUCACUGUUGAAAUUAUUAUCCAUAUAGCUAGUCCAUAAUGUUUCAUGUUUGUCCUAUGUGU
Eubalaena glacialis (North Atlantic right whale) is the source of this 1839-nucleotide messenger RNA. It is a transcript of the gene AKAP7, whose product is annotated as A-kinase anchoring protein 7. NCBI's taxonomy places the organism in Eukaryota, Metazoa, Chordata, Mammalia, Artiodactyla, Balaenidae. The transcript has 9 exons. The record is from RefSeq and is a predicted model, not a curated record. Bases 1 to 1362 code for a protein of 453 amino acids. Gene Ontology annotation, cellular component: cytosol. Gene Ontology annotation, molecular function: protein kinase A regulatory subunit binding.